Messenger RNA from Ylistrum balloti, 3215 nucleotides. Its product is annotated as G2/mitotic-specific cyclin-A-like. Lineage: Eukaryota; Metazoa; Mollusca; Bivalvia; Pectinida; Pectinidae. The transcript has 9 exons. Gene Ontology annotation, molecular function: cyclin-dependent protein serine/threonine kinase regulator activity. Bases 127 to 1401 code for a protein of 424 amino acids. Gene Ontology annotation, cellular component: nucleus; cytoplasm; cyclin A2-CDK2 complex. The record is from RefSeq and is a predicted model, not a curated record. Gene Ontology annotation, biological process: regulation of cyclin-dependent protein serine/threonine kinase activity; mitotic cell cycle phase transition.
AAUCAAGCCUGCAUGUCUGUUGGAGUAUAAUCUAGCUGCAGACGAGAAGGCGACGUUGUGUGCUUUCACGUUAUUUUUAUUUUCAUUGAAGCGGAGGCAGUGUAUUGGUGACACUUUGACUUCAAAAUGUCGACGUUCGUCUUUGACGCUUACCAAGACUCGGAGAACCAAACAUCACGCCGGGCGAAAAAUGUACCGAGAAAUAAUGCACCAAAGAGGGCUGCUUUGGGUGUGAUAACCAACCAAGUCCGAGUGCAGCCUUUCAGAGCAGCCAAGGCUGGAACAGAAGCAUUUCAAGAUGAAAACACGUUUUCAAGACCAGCAAAGACUUUCGGACAAAAGGAGGCACAGCCUUUUUCUAUAUUUGUUGAUGACCAGAAGACUUUGCACGAACUCAAGCCAGUGUCUACCAAUAUGGUGGCAGGUGCUGAAACUAAAGUACAAUUGACGGAUGCAGUAACAACUUUAAAUCGUCUACACGAACCUCUUUCCACAGCUGCCAACAACUCCCUUAUUUGCAUAGACGAGAGUAUUGAUUCUCCCAUGGUGCUAGAUAUUUCACAUGAGGUAGCCGAAGAAAAGAAACCAUUAAACCGAGAAGCAAUCAUCACAACUGUACCAGAAUAUGCAGAAGAAAUUUAUACACAUUUAAGAGAAGCUGAAUUGAAAAAUCGACCAAAGUCUGGCUACAUGAAAAAGCAACAAGACAUCACCAGUUCUAUGAGGUGUAUUCUGGUAGAUUGGCUAGUGGAAGUAUCGGAGGAGUACAACCUGCACCGAGAGACAUUGUUCCUUGCCAUCAACUACAUUGAUCGCUUUCUUUCCACAAUGGCUGUCCAGAGAGGAAAGCUUCAGCUGGUGGGUGCUGCCAGCAUGUUUCUCGCAUCGAAAUAUGAAGAAAUCUAUCCCCCAGAUGUUGGAGAGUUUGCUUACAUCACUGAUGAUACUUACACGAAGAAACAAGUGCUUAGGAUGGAACAUCUUAUUCUGAAAGUUCUUAAAUUUGACAUAUCUCCUCCCACUGCCAAUUGGUUCUGCGACCAUUUCCUCAAACAAGCUAGCUGUGACGACAAAACCAAAUCACUGGCAAUGUUGCUGAUAGAGCUUAGCUUGGUAGAUUGUGAAACCUUUCUGAAGUACAACCCAAGUUUACUGUCUGCAGCAGCCACCUGUCUAGCACGCUACUCGAUGGGAGAUGAACAACCAUGGCCAGCCAGUAUGGUGAAGGUGACUGGGUACGAGUUGUGCCAUUUGGUGGAAUGUUUGCAGGAUCUGUACAAUGCCUACUGCAAUGCCCCAAAACACCCACAGCAGGCCGUCAUGGAGAAGUACAAACACACAAAACAUCAUGAAGUGUCCAACUUCAGCAAGUACCCACCACCAGCUCAGCUGUCGUUAUAGACAAAGUGACAGGAGUCUCGAGUCCUGAAGCUGUACAAGGGGAAGUCCCCAGUCCCAACCCAGGGGGCUAUGCGCUUCCCUGCAUGUGGCCCACUCAGGAGUAUGUCAUACCAAGUUCUUUCAUUAAUUGCUGUGGUCUGUCAAACCAUUUGACGUGACGAUACAACCAGCUAGACCAACUGCCAAUUAUGUGUUCAAGGGAGAGAAUGUAGGUUGGACCAAAGUUUUUAUGAGUUGUGUAUGCUUCUGGUCUCCAUGCAGCACCAGAGUGUUACUAUGAACUGGUUUCUUUUGAGUUCCUUCCAACCAUACAUUGACGAGAGGAAGUAGCAGUCCUUUGCGUUUUAGCCCUAGGUGCAAUACAAACUGCCUCAUUUUAUUGUUUUCAUCAACUUAGUUUCUAGUGAUAUUACGGGGAAAAUUUGGUUUUAAACAUCAGUUUGCUCUUUUAUCUUUUCACUGCUUUUUUACAAUUCAAUGGAAUUUAUAUGAAUGAAAUGAAAAGUUGUGAGGUUUUGUACUUAAGUUUAAUGCUAUCUACAGGGGCAUUGGUUGAAUGAAUACAGAAAUUUUUGAGUCAAAUGAUAUUUUUUUUAAUAUUUAUGAUUAAUGGAAUGUUUUCCUGUAAUCAAUGCAAAACCCCUUCUGUUGUCAUUUUUAAAAAAAAAAUCAUGAACAAAACAAUUUAUCUUUAAUCCAAAAUUGGAUGGUGCUAGUUACAAUUUUCAUUUCAUACAAGACAAUGACCAGUAGUGGAUUCCCUAUUUUUCCAAGACAUGCAAAAUACUAUUUAUUUCAGCAGUACUAGAAAAGUUCAUGCCUUAUGCGAUAUACCUGAAGUUUCCAAUAUAAUGUCUGAUAGAAUCAAUCUUUUAAAAGAAGUUUUCCAUUUUCUGUCUGAACAUUAUGAAAAUUGUUCACUGAAAAAGAAUUGUCAGUUUUCAGAAAACAUUCUAACAUGGAUUUGUGAAAAAAUUCUCCCUAAAAUAAAAAUUCUGAUUAAUGAAGUUUGAUUAGUAUAAAAUUCCUAAUUGAUAAUGAAAUUUUAUUGAAAACAAAUUCAUAACUUAUUUAGAUUUGUCCUCCAAAGAGUAACUUUUAAUGAUUUCAUAGUAAUCAAGGGAGGGGGACAUUUUGUUACAACUUGACAGCUAUUUAUUUAUUAGUUUUCAAUGCAUGUUUGUAUUUUAAUGUUACAUUCAGCACUUUUCUUCCCUCUUCUGUUUUUUAACUGUUGAUCUUUUAAGGUUUUAACACCUUUAAUCAACUGACUACGUGAUUAUUCUGGCAUUUUUUUUUUUAUUUUGUUUUAAAACCAAAGCUUUAUUGCUGCCAUGGAUAACUUAAUGUAGGAACGUUGAUCAUAAAUAAAUCUUGAUAUGUUUUUUAUCCAUAAUGUAGAGUUGAUAUGGUUGUCUUAUUAUUUAUCCAUACCUCCUUCCUGUUAUUGUUUGCACCUUUGUACAUAGUACUACAUACCUUCUCUGUACAAAACUUUUAUUGUGUUUCUCUUUCUGAGGAUGUUACUAAAAUGAUCAUGUGCGUGUUUGCUUGAUGCCUGUAAACUUUCACAGAUUAUGUAUGAUUGUGUUCAAUUUUAUUUUUAUGGAUGAUUUGUAUGGGAUGAAUGUCUUUUAGAAUAAUAGCAUGGGGUGAAGAUGUGCAAAGAUUUUUAGUCAUAGGUGUGACAGAUGAACUAGGAGACCUUAUGGAGGUGACAUGAUUUAUCUUAAGGGCAGCACAUUCCCAUUUUGUUGUAUUAGGGAUAAUUGCAUCAUGAUUAUAAUUAUUUAAAUUGGUGUGUAGAUACUGAA